Messenger RNA from Pistacia vera, 1695 nucleotides. Its product is annotated as ankyrin repeat-containing protein ITN1-like. Gene Ontology annotation, molecular function: protein binding. The transcript is spliced from 5 exons. Bases 1 to 1695 code for a protein of 564 amino acids. The record is from RefSeq and is a predicted model, not a curated record. Lineage: Eukaryota; Viridiplantae; Streptophyta; Magnoliopsida; Sapindales; Anacardiaceae.
AUGGAUCUUGUUCAAUCUUCCAACUCCGGAGUCAAAAUCACUAAGACGAUGCAAGUUGAUUCCAAUAAAGGAACCACGAAAUUGGAAUGCAAAAAGAAUGCUCAUGAAUCCGAGACAACGCAAGAGAACAAAACGACUGAGGUGACAAUAGAUGUUAAUGCUCGGUUCAGGCCAUUAAUCAAGGUUGUACAGGAGCGUAAUUGGAUGAUUUUAAAAUAUUUGGUAGAUAGCACACCUGGGGCCUUGACUGAAACUGUUUCAGAAUUUGGGGAUACCAUUUUUCACAUAAUUAAUGUAUCAGAUGCCCCCACUUUGCUUAUAAAGAAGCUUGCAUUCAAGAUCACUGCAGAAGAACUUCAAAAUUUGAGAGGAGAUCUUGGCUUAUCCGUUAUGUUCCACGCUACUAUUCUUGGCUAUACAAACGUUGUAAAAGUUUUUGUCCAGAGGCACACAGAAUUUCCAAACAUAAGGAACGGAGAGGGUUAUCUUCCAAUUCAUGAAGCAGCAGAAGCAGGCUACAAGGGAAUAAUUCAAUAUCUUUUGUCAGAAACAACAGUAAGUUUGGAUGACGAUAAAAGUGUUAAACUGAUUAAAGAUCUUCUCAGUUCUGGUCACUAUAGUGCUCUGCGACAAACGAUCUGGCAUGUCCUUAUGCUGCUAGUCCCAGACAUCAAAAACAUUCGCGAUAUAAAGUUGACACAUAUGCAAACCCUUGACAUUGUUAGAAUCUUGUGUCAUGGUAAUGACGUUAUGUGGAAUUCCACAGAGGCCCUUGAAACUUUCUGGCCGGCAUUUCCUGAAGCUGCAAAACUUCGGAUUUGCGAGACUGUCAAUGAAAUUUUGAAUGCUUAUUUCUAUGCUUAUACCUUCCGCUACACAGAUAAUAAUUACGAUCUACUUCAUAUGGCAAUUUUACAUCGCCAAGAAAAGAUUUUUAAAUUUCUAAAAGAAAGGAAUGUGUCUGAACCAACCUGGAAAGCGGCCAACAAGGGAGGAAAAACUGACAACCUUUUGCAUUUGGCUGGAAAGUGGGCAGCUUCAAGUCAAGUCUCUAGUGCAGCAUUGCAAAUGCAGAGAGAAUUACAAUGGUUCGAGGCUGUGAAAAGUUAUGUCCAUCCAUCUCUUCAAGAGCAACAAAAUAUGGAUGAUAAAACUCCGAGAAAAGUCUUUAUCGAAGGACACAAGGAAUUGGUUAAACAAGGUGAAAAAUGGAUGAAGGGAACCGCUACAUCAUGCAGUGUUGUAGCCGCAUUGAUAAUAACUGGAGUUUUUACAACAGUUUUCACCGUACCAGGUGGUAACAAUAAUGAUGGGAUACUCAAUUUCUUGCAUGACAUAGCUUUUAUAGUCUUUGUUAUAUCAGAUGCACUUGCACUAUUUUCUUCCACAGCUUCAGUUUUGAUGUUCUUGGCAAUCCUCACUUCACGAUACUCAGAAGACGACUUUUUGAUAUCAUUGCCAAGGAAGUUAAUCAUCGGCCUUAUCACGCUAUUCUUUUCUAUUACAAGCAUGAUGGUAGCAUUUGGUGCUACCGUUUACACAUUUCUUUCUCAUUCAUGGAAUUGGACUGUCAUUCCAAUUUCACUAUUCGGAUGCCUUCCAGUGACCUUAUUUGUCAUAUUGCAAUUUCCUUUAUUGGUUGAAAUUUUCCUUUCCACUUAUAGACCAAGCAUUCCCAUAACCCCAAAUAAAUAA